Messenger RNA from Colletotrichum phormii, 3673 nucleotides. Its product is annotated as Frag1/DRAM/Sfk1 family protein. Lineage: Eukaryota; Fungi; Ascomycota; Sordariomycetes; Glomerellales; Glomerellaceae. Gene Ontology annotation, cellular component: endoplasmic reticulum. Gene Ontology annotation, biological process: GPI anchor biosynthetic process; fungal-type cell wall organization. The transcript is spliced from 5 exons. Bases 456 to 3344 code for a protein of 962 amino acids. The record is from RefSeq and is a predicted model, not a curated record.
CCCUGUCGGCGCCAGACACCUUGACUGUCGUGACUGUUUACGUCCACAACCUUAGCUCAAAAGACUCCGUAUGGUCACGGAAACCUUGCAACUUCUUCUCCAAAGACUCCACGGUCAGGGGCCGCACUGUUGCAAAAGAACCGGACACACCCACGACACCCAACCACGCGAUUCCCUUCGAUCCAAUCGAUCCCCAUCCGCGGGCCGCCGAGGCAUGCUGGUUAAUUAGUUGUGCAACUGCCUAGCACAAUUCUUUCUUAUUUCCGCCCUUCUCUCGGCCCUCCCCCUCCAUUCAUCCUUCUAAGUCCUUUCCCCCCCCCUCGCCAGCUCGUGUCAUUGCCUCCCCGGAUCCCCCGGAUGAGCUUCUUUUCUCUUUGUUUUUCUCGUUCGAGUUGAGAGAGUGAGAGAGAAUUCAUCCCCCCGAGAGAGAGGCUCAGAGCAAGUAGAGGUUCGCGAUGGCGUCAAGGUACAAAGACAAGGACGGCGGCGUCGCGCUGGUCUUCAAUGGCCAGUGGAUCAGCUACCUGCAUACUGCUACAGCUUACACUGCCUUCAUCAGCGCAUUUAUAGUAGGCGUCUCGCUGCAUUACCACAAGAUUGUCCAAAAUGAGUGGUACGGAUACCCCGACGAGUGGUUCCCCUCCGUUUCCGCGACAAUUGGCGACCGAUACCCCGAGCGGUCCUUCUUCAUGUUCUUCAUCGCAAUCACCUCUGGCCCGCGAUUCGCACUCGUCGGCCUGUGGUACCUCUUGACGAGGAGACCCGGACAGACACUGCCAAAGUUUACUCUGGCGAUGGGCAUCUUGCGCACGUGUAUGUGCGGAGGCUUUACAUACGUAACCUCGACCGACGCCCACGACUGGCACGACAUCUUUAUGAUCUCCUACAUUGUCGCAUCCCUCCCGUGGACGAUUGGAUGCGUCAUGCUGAGCCCGCCGAACCCCCAGGCCAUCAAGUACCGCAAGCUGAUUGCCAGCUCGUUCUUCGGUACCUUGGUGCCCUUGAUCUACUUCUUCAUCCAGCACAAGGUCCACCGCGUUGCGGGAGCUUACACGAUCUACGCCUUCUUCGAAUGGGCCCUCAUCCUCUUCGACGUUGCCUUUGACGCCGUGACGGCUCUCGACUUCAGCACUUUCGAAGUGGUAAUCAAGGAUGUCAAGGGAGCAAGCAAGGGUGAGAAUCGGUCAUCCGUUCCGUCCGCCGUGCUUGAGAAGCAAAAGGAAAAGGCGAGCGCAAACAUGUUGACUGGCCGCUUCACCUGGACCGAGGCCCUCGACACCGCCGCCGAUGUCUACCACGGCUUCAUCUUUUGGUCCAUGUUGACCAGCUUGGGAGUCUUGGUGUGGUACUUCCCCCUUUGGCACAUGGGCAUCUCUGGCUACGAGGCCUUUGUCAUGUCAACCAUCUUGCCCGCAAUCUUGGGCAUUCGCAGCGUUCGCUCCCUCGUCGUCAACAACCAGCGUGCGAUCCACCUCAUCUCGCUGAUCGGACUGCUGGCUUACCAGGUUCUUGACCCGGCCUACCGUCUCUUCACCGUUGGCUUCGCCGUGGCCACUUCUUGCCUCGGCUGGACUGCUGCGUUCUGGUCCGAGAGAGCCCACCAGAGCCGUCUCGAAUCCCGAAUCAUGGCUUGGACCCUAGGUCUCGUCGCAUCUUCCACGGCCAAAUUCAUCUGGUGGACCAACAACCCGCUGUGGCCUGUCAUGCACGCCGCCAACGGAGGUUGGAACGCGACUGGCUUUGCCAUUGCUGUGGUAGCUGCUCUGCGAUUCACUCGGAGAGCGCCCCUGACUAGCGGCGAUAUUCCGGAAGACUCCAAGAAGGGUGGCUCUUCUGUCCUCGCUGCCUUUGGCGUUGGUGGUCUCUUCUUCGGCAUCCACUCCCUGCUCUCUGAUACCAGCACCAUGAUCCUUUGGGUCUGGGACGGUUACCCGAUCCGUGGACCUACUUCCAACACCUACGGCUGGAUGACUAUUGUCGCAAUGACUGCUGGUCUCCUGGUCGGCCUCUACCGCCCUUCCGUAAUGAGCUCGUGGACCGCCUACGGCGUUGGCUGUGUUGGUGCGGCCGUCUUGACCUCAUACCACCACUGGUUCGGCUACUACGGUGCUCUCACCACGGCCUUCUACCUGAUGGGUCUGUCUGUGCCUUUCCUUUCCACCGCGGCCAAGAGAAGCCCUGGCACAACAUUCGGUCUCGGGUUCUUCAUCUACAACAUCAUGGUUCUGUUCCACGUCUGGGUCGUUGCCUAUGCAUUCGUGCCUGGUGGCCCCUUGGUUCGCGAGCACACUGACUGGGUCAUGAUGACCACAUUUAUCCUCAUCGGCGCCGGUGUCUUCGACCUUACCUCCUCGCAGGCCCGCCGCCGCGAUACCCGCCGCGCAUCCCCGUCGCAGCACAAGAAGUACAACACGAUCGCAGCCGCCUUUGUCAACAUCGUCUUCCUCGCCGCAGCCUUCAUGCGCUUCCCCACCAACGACUACAAGCCAUACCACCCUGAAGAUCGCAUCAUGACGGCCGGUAUCUGGACCAUUCACUUCUCCCUCGACAACGACAUGUGGUCUUCCGAGUACCGCAUGCGCGACCUCAUCAAGGAGCUCGAACUGGACGUUGUGGGUCUCCUCGAGUCUGACCUGCAACGCAUCAUCAUGGGCAACCGCGACACCACGCAGUUCCUCGCCGAGGACCUCGGAAUGUACGUCGACUACGGCCCAGGCCCCAACAAGCACACCUGGGGCUCCGCGCUGCUCUCCAAAUUCCCGAUUAUCAAGUCGACGCACCACCUGCUCCCCAGUCCCGUGGGCGAACUCGCACCCGCCAUCGCCGCCACCCUCGACGUGUACGGCCAAGAGGUCGACGUCUUCGUGUUCCACUCCGGACAGGAGGAGGACCCCGAAGACCGCCGUCUGCAGACCGAGUACCUCUCCAAGCUCAUGGGCGAAUCAAAGAACCCCUCCGUCCUGCUGUCCUACCUCGUCACCAAGCCCCUGCAAGGUAACUACAACACCUACGUCAGCAGCACAUCCGGUAUGCACGACGUCGACCCGACCGACUGGGACCGCUGGUGCGAGUACAUCCUAUACAAGGGCCUCAAGCGCACUGGCUACGCGCGCGUCAGCCGCAGCACAAUCACCGACACGGAGCUGCAGGUGGCCAAGUUUGUCAUCCCCAAGUCCAAAGACGAGGUGCUGCAGGUCGAGGCGGUGGACGAGAAUACGCGAAAUAAGCGUGUUACGGAGGAGGAGGUGCCGCAGGGCUGGAGAUUCCCGGCCAUGUUCCGGGGCCAGGGCGUGCGUGAUCACCGGUACCACGUGUUCAACGAGCCGAGAUAUUACAAUCAUUGAUUUAUGGAAACGAAAACGAGUUUAUGGGGUAGGAAUUGGAUGAAGGCCGGGGUGUAAUGUCAAUGUUUUCUUAUGUUGGUGGCGGAGGUUGGGGCGUAUAUACUUAAUACAAUGAGAGUUUACCUGUUCAAUGAGCCUCUGGGUGUUUGCAUGUUUGGUGUAAGAGCGUGUGGGUUGCUGCCGAGACACUGUCCUACCUUUUAUUGCUACCGUUGCUGCCAUCCUAUCUUGCCUUUCCUCCGUAUCGAUGUCAUGGGCAAGGCCACCACUCUCUAUGAUCCCACCCAUUAUGUGUCUUGGUCAUGAUUGUUCACAGCUUCUUACUUUCC